GCGAUUCUCCGGCAAAGAAAAUGACCACGACAAGAACCAGCCUCCUGUAGGAGAGGAAAGCCGCAUCAAAAAUGACUACUGGAGGGACGAAGACUCGAGAACGGUCCCUACGCCUACUGCUAGAAGGACAGGCAGACUAUCACUUUUCUCGUUCAAAGGGACGCACAACGAGCACGCUUCAGAGCAACCGAUCGAGGAAAGAGAACCGCUUCAAAAGAAGAUUUUGAAAGGGAUCAAAAGAGUGGCCACCCGAGGGGAACCAGUGAGAAGUUCCACUGCUCAUGGGCAGAUAGACCAUUCUCACGAACUUGAGUACAAAAGCCACAUGAAAACAAGGUGGUUGGUUGACGCAAACAUUUUAGGAUACCCAGUUGCAUUGGUCAUUGCCACAUAUUUCAUGUCUGAUGAGCACGGCACAAGAAGAGUGCCACUUUUGCUUCAAAUGCUUAGCUUGACGCUCACUGAUGUGAGUACUAAUGCGCAUACUAAAAAACGCAAAUUCAGAAUAGACCUCGAUUACGCAGUGGGGGGCCAGUAUUUAAGGUGGUCUUUAGAGAAGACUUCCCGAGAUUUGGCAGUUUUGCACAAUCGAUUGAGGCUCAUGAUUUUGCAAGAGAACGUGCUACAGAAGGGUCACAAGGAGAUCGAGCUCCCAAAAUUCCCUAAAUAUAAAAAUCAAACCACAUACUCAAAGCUAAAGCAAGGAGUCAAUAGAGUGGAAACCAACGCAUCGUCAUUGAUGUCGCCCAAUGAUGAAACCCCUACCGCAUACAAUCCCGUGAAUUCCUCGGAAUCCAGCGACGAUGAGGAAAAUGCCAGCAUGUUCUCCGUUCGUUCCAGCCUAAGAAGACAUGGGUUUUUUAAGCGCAAGCCAAACGAUAUUCUCGCCAACGAACAUUAUAGGGAUGCUAUGCAAGAGUAUCUGGAUAAUUUGAUUCGUACAUUCAACUUGCGCCCUCAAGCGAACCGUAUAUUCCAAUUUUUUGAACUGUCGCCAAUAGGAAUGCUCUUAUCGUACGAAACAGGAAGAAAGCGCAAGGAGGGCUAUCUGCUGAUUAAAACAACAGCGAAAGCUCAAGGAUGGAGAGUCGGGCAUCUGAAAGCCAGAGAACUGAAAGCCAUGGUUGAGCGCCACAUUGCAAAAUGGUUCAUACUGGGUCACAGUUACAUUAUGUACGUUGCUGACAUAAACUCCACAACUCCGCUGGAUGUAUUCCUCAUUGACAACAAUUUCAAAUUUACUCUUUCAGGCUUUGGUGAUGCUCCCGUCACAUUGCACAACUUAUCCGACUUUGUAAAGCAACAGCUCAAAGCGGAGGAAGAAGAUGACGACGAUGAUGAAGAUGGCUAUGUGGAAGAUCCUGCACCGAUGCACAAGUCUUAUUUGUCGUUAACCCUCGAAAACUCGGAACGGAAACUGAGUGUCGUCGGCAAGUCCGCAAAUCAGAUGAAGAGAUGGUGUGUUGCAAUCAAUGAAAUGGCAAAAGAGACCAUCUGGUCCAAGAAGCAUCGGUUUGAGAGCUUUGCACCUGUCCGUGAUAAUGUGUUUGCAAAAUGGUUUGUGGAUGCGAGAGACUACAUGUGGGCUGUUUCCGCAGCAAUAGAAAUGGCGAAAGAUGUGGUCUAUAUUCACGACUGGUGGCUUUCUCCAGAAUUGUAUCUCAGACGUCCUGCAAAUGGCAAUCAGGAAUGGAGAUUGGAUAGGCUGCUUAAACGCAAGGCAGAAGAGGGCAUCAAAAUUUUUGUCAUCGUGUAUAGAAAUGUUGCCAAUACCGUGCAGACAGACUCCCUUUGGACUAAACACUCACUGCUGGAUCUUCAUCCCAAUGUUUAUGUUCUAAGAUCUCCAAAUCAGCUCAUGCAGAAUGUCUACUUCUGGGCUCAUCACGAGAAACUUGUUAUCAUUGAUCACACAGUCUGUUUUGUGGGAGGAAUUGAUCUUUGCUAUGGCAGAUACGAUACUCCUGAUCACUCGGUGGUUGACGAUGCUCCAUAUGCAUUUGACCCGAUCCCUCCAAAUAGCUCAAGCUCUACAGGAAAUGCGUACCGCUACCAGAUUUAUCCUGGCAAAGAUUACUCAAACCCUAGAAUCUGCGACUUUUUUGAGCUCAACCAGCCAUUUGAAGACAUGAUCGAUAGACAAUCAGUCCCUCGAAUGCCAUGGCACGACGUCCAUAUGAUGACAUGCGGCCAUAUUGCUAGAGAUUUGUCGAGACAUUUUGUCCAGCGUUGGAACUUUCUAUUACGUCAGAAGCGCCCUUCAAGACUGACGCCAUUAUUGUUGCCUCCAAGGGACUUUACUGAGCAAGAAAUUCAAGAGUUAGGACUUACGGGUACUUGCGAAGUUCAAGUUUUGCGUUCAUCUUGCUCGUGGUCUCUAGGACUUCAGGAGCCCGAGCAAAGCAUCCACAAUGCAUACUUGAGACUCAUAGAGACGAGCGAGCAUUUUAUUUACAUCGAGAACCAAUUCUUUGUCAGCAGCCACGAGCAUGAUGGCGUAGUAAUCAAAAACAAGAUUGGCGACGCACUGGUUGAGAGGAUUAUACGUGCGCAUGCAAAUAGGGAGUCUUGGAAGGCAGUGAUAGUUAUACCCUUAAUGCCCGGUUUCAAGAGCCAGGUGGAUAGCAAAGAAGCAUCGUCGAUAAGGGUUAUUAUGCAGUGCCAGUACAUGUCUAUUUCCAUGGGAGAGACGUCCAUUUUUGCUAGACUGAGAAGGGCUGGUAUUAGACCUGAAGACUAUAUUCAGUUUUAUUCGUUGAGAAAAUGGGGAUACAUUGGGAGAAAAAGGUCUCUGACGACAGAGCAAUUGUAUGUUCAUGCGAAGACGAUGGUUGUGGACGACCGCAUUGCAAUUAUUGGUUCGGCAAAUAUCAAUGAAAGAUCGAUGAGAGGUACUAGAGACUCGGAGAUUUGCACGAUUAUUCGUGACAAAGAAAUGAUCGACACUUUUAUGGAUGGAAAGCCAUAUAAGGUUGCCAAAUUUGCUCACACUUUGCGAAUGCGGCAGAUGAGGGAGCACCUGGGUGUUGACGUCGACUUGUUAGAGCUUGUGGAACGAAGGUUCUCUCAGAUCGAGAAGUUUGCGUGUACUUCUGAAGGUCUGACCAGUGCCACCUCCAAAACAGGAGACAAAAAAUUAUCAGCAAUGGUCGAGCUCGCUGCUCGGUAUGUGCUAGAUCUACCUGAUGGAACACCGCGCUUCAAAUCAGAAUUAAGUGCUCAUCGGACCGCCGGUAGCGAGUUGACCAAGAAGCUCAUAGCUUCAUUCCACAAUGACUAUGAUGAUGCUCUCUCCGAUAAUUUGGACCAGAUUCCAUUUGUGUAUUCCUUUAACCAUAGAGCAGGUGAAGAGAAUCAAGGAAUCAGGGAGAAAAAGGCAUUUUCGAGCGAUUCGCGGGUUACCGACAAAGCCCAUAGAAAUGAGGUGAAAGGGAAUGGGCCGGACAAGUAUCAAUCGUCAACGCAUGUGAACUCCAAGUCGAGGAACACAAAGCUUCUUGCCGAAUGGGCAAGCUCGUCUUCUUCAGACAUUCACCAGACUCUUCCAUGCAUUGAAGAUGUGUUAGAGUUCAUCACCAGCGAUGAUGGAAACUUACCGAUAGACGUCCUCAACCAUCAAAGAUGGGAUAUGUUAAAGCGGUUGCAUUAUCUGCAGAAGCUUCUCAACAAACGCAAGCGGGAGUCGGAUAAUGCAUCUGCCAAUAACAAGGAAGAUAUCGGGAACUUUUCCUCGGGAACAGAAACCGGAUACCCUGAAAGUUCACUUAUGAAACAGCCUCGAUUUCCGGCCACUUCGCUUUCGGAUGCUGAUGUUGAAGAUCUGAGUACAAACUUUCUACCUAAAGUUUCACAAUUGUUUGUGGACCCUUAUUCUUUUGAAGACCCUCUGGAUAUUGAUUUUUAUGAAGGCUUGUGGAUGCCGCAAGCUCUGCGCAAUACAAUGAUCUACCAGAUUGUGUUCCAUGUUCAACCUGACGACACUGUUCAAACAUGGAGUGAUUAUAAAAUGUUCCAGGAAUUGAAGGAGUCGUUCCUCUUGCACCAAAGAGCCAGUCACGGUGGUGCUACUGCCGCCGAUGGAGAGCAUGGAACCACAGAGCUGAUGUCUCAGCAACUGAGUCCGGAGACAGCAAAUGACAAACCCGGAUCGAACGAUAGUGUGACAAGCUCAGCAGGCGUCCAGACCCAGCCUCCGUUGAGCUCCGAGACAGACGAGGCCCAGAUUGACAGUCUUCGCUACGCCAUCCGUCGGUCGAAAAUUGCCGAACUCGAAAGAUAUACGCGUCCUGGAGUCUCCAACAGUUACAACAGAUCCAAGUCCAAUCCGUUGCUGGGGGUUCCUUCGGUUUACGACUACGAGUCUGCCGAGAAGCUAUUGAAACUUGUCACGGGCCAUUUAGUCAUCUUCCCAACCAAGUGGCUUCAGAAAGAGGUUGAGUCAUCAAACUGGUUUUACACGGCGGAUAAGCUUCCUCCGGUACAAAUCUAUAAUUGACGUAAUCAUGUGUAAGGCAUUGCUAGAUUAGAAAAAUACCGG
This is a messenger RNA of Ogataea polymorpha, 4537 nucleotides long. RefSeq lists its product as uncharacterized. Gene Ontology annotation, biological process: phosphatidic acid biosynthetic process; intracellular signal transduction; cell motility. The record is from RefSeq and is a predicted model, not a curated record. The transcript has a single exon. Bases 326 to 4495 code for a protein of 1389 amino acids. NCBI's taxonomy places the organism in Eukaryota, Fungi, Ascomycota, Pichiomycetes, Pichiales, Pichiaceae. Gene Ontology annotation, molecular function: D-type glycerophospholipase activity.